AGAGAUUGUUUUGGAGAGGAUUGUCUAUCCAGUCAGCCCCUGGUCAAGGCUAUGGUUGACAUUUGUGAGAUUGGAAAUACGGUACCGGGAGAAUUCAAGAGCCCUGAGGAAGAAAUUCGAGACUCUAGGCUGAAUUACACAGAGGACGAAGAGCUCGAGCAGCUAAUACAUGGAAAUGUCUGCAUGGUCGAUUAUCCUGGUGAAGGUAGCAAAGACUGUAGAAUCGGCAGAAGGGUCGUUCUUUCCGGUGAUUUUAAUCCAUUGCAUGAAGGUCAUCUUACAUUGAUGAGCACGGCAUGCACCCUUGUGCAAGGCAGCAAUCCAGGAAGCUCUGGAUGUGGCGGACGAUGCCUUUCAAGCCCAGCUUCGUGACAUGAUGACGUUGCUGGCCUGCCGCAAGCAGUGGGGCAGUGCAGCGAUUGGGAAGCUCGCAUUCCAGAGAGUCUUGCAAGAGACUUUGAGGUUGUAAUAAAAACAACUAUGCAGCAAGCUUAUAGACAAUA
Selaginella moellendorffii is the source of this 503-nucleotide messenger RNA. RefSeq lists its product as uncharacterized. Bases 52 to 372 code for a protein of 106 amino acids. Gene Ontology annotation, molecular function: nicotinamide-nucleotide adenylyltransferase activity; ATP hydrolysis activity. The record is from RefSeq and is a predicted model, not a curated record. Gene Ontology annotation, cellular component: nucleus; cytoplasm. The transcript has 4 exons. Lineage: Eukaryota; Viridiplantae; Streptophyta; Lycopodiopsida; Selaginellales; Selaginellaceae.